This is a messenger RNA of Clonostachys byssicola, 894 nucleotides long. The record is from the annotation of a GenBank genome assembly. NCBI's taxonomy places the organism in Eukaryota, Fungi, Ascomycota, Sordariomycetes, Hypocreales, Bionectriaceae.
AUGGCAGUCCUGGAGACAUACAAUGGGUAUCCGCUGUGGAGGUAUAUCCCUUCAUUACCGCCAGCAAUUGUUUUCGUCGCCCUCUUUACCAUUUUGACGGUCGCCCAUGGAUGGAAGAUGAUACGCCAUUCCAUGUGGUUCUGUAUCCCCUUUUUCGUUGGUGGCUUCUUCGAGAUCGUUGGCUAUGUAGGCCGAGCCGUGGCUCACAAUGCCACUGGAGAAUUAAUCCCAUACGUUCUCCAGUCGACUUUCCUGCUCUUGGCACCGAUUCUGUUUGCCGCCUCUCUUUAUAUGACAUUGAGCAGAGUAAUUCGGGCGGUUGAUGGCGUCCAUUGCUCCAUCAUUGCUCCCCGGUGGCUGACAGUCAUCUUUGUCACGGGCGAUUGCAUUAGCUUCAUCGUCCAGGCCUCCGGCGCGGGAUUACGAAUCAUGGCUGGGCAGGGGAAACGCAAUAUCAAUCCUCACCUGGGUUCUUGGAUCAUCGUGGGUGGCUUGGUCUUCCAGAUCAUUGUAUUUGGAGUCUUCAUCUUCACCGGCUUACGCUUCAACUUGCUGUUUAAAAACGAUCCUGCGGCGAUACGUACCGGAAGAAUGCCGUGGCAAGGCAUUAUGUACAUGUUGUUCAUGACUUCGGCUGCCGUUAUGAUGCGAAACAUCUUUCGUGUGGUUGAGUACGCGAUGGGCCCUGAUGGGUUUCUUUUCACCAUUGAAUGGGGCGUCUAUGCUUUUGAUGCAUCGCUGAUGACAAUAACGAUGGCCCUUUUCUGGCUGUGGUACCCUUCUCAACUGAAGCCUUUCACAAAUAAUGGCAGCUUUGAGAUGGGAACCAGCCCAGGCGUGAGCCGUGUAGCAAACACAAAGCCCGCGGACGCAGGCACAGACGGAUCUAAUUGA